CAACAACAAAUGGAAGAGCUCAAAUCCAGGUUCAAGAGGAUUUGCGUGUUCUGUGGGAGUAGUUCAGGGAAGAAAGCUACCUAUCAAGAAGCUGCAGUAGAACUUGGCAAGGAACUGGUAGAGAGAAGAAUUGAUUUGGUCUAUGGAGGUGGUAGCGUGGGGCUUAUGGGUCUCGUUUCUCAGGCAGUUCAUGAUGGUGGGCGCCAUGUUCUAGGGGUUAUCCCAACAAGUCUGAUGCCUAGAGAGAUAACAGGUGAUCCUAUUGGGGAGGUGAGAGCCGUAUCUAAUAUGCACCAAAGGAAAGCCGAAAUGGCCCGUCAAGCUGAUGCUUUUAUUGCCCUCCCUGGAGGAUAUGGUACCCUUGAAGAAUUGCUGGAAGUCAUUACAUGGGCUCAGCUUGGGAUCCACAGCAAACCAGUGGGCCUGUUGAAUGUGGAUGGAUUUUACAAUUCCUUGUUGUCUUUCAUUGACAAGGCCGUAGAUGAAGGCUUUAUAUCCCCUACGGCACGGCGCAUUAUCGUGUCUGCACCCACAGCCAAACAAUUGAUGCUAGAGCUAGAGGAACAUGUUCCUGAGCAAGAUGAGUUUGCAUCCAAGUUGGUGUGGGAAACGUGCCUGAAUCAGAAGUUGCCAUGUGAUUGA
This is a messenger RNA of Abrus precatorius (Indian licorice), 642 nucleotides long. RefSeq names its product cytokinin riboside 5'-monophosphate phosphoribohydrolase LOG7-like. Gene Ontology annotation, molecular function: hydrolase activity, hydrolyzing N-glycosyl compounds. Gene Ontology annotation, biological process: cytokinin biosynthetic process. The coding region runs from base 10 to 642 and encodes 210 amino acids. Gene Ontology annotation, cellular component: cytosol; nucleus. The record is from RefSeq and is a predicted model, not a curated record. The transcript has 7 exons. Lineage: Eukaryota; Viridiplantae; Streptophyta; Magnoliopsida; Fabales; Fabaceae.